Brassica napus (rape) is the source of this 771-nucleotide messenger RNA. RefSeq lists its product as uncharacterized. Lineage: Eukaryota; Viridiplantae; Streptophyta; Magnoliopsida; Brassicales; Brassicaceae. The transcript has a single exon. The record is from RefSeq and is a predicted model, not a curated record. The coding region runs from base 1 to 771 and encodes 256 amino acids.
AUGAUAGGAGAUCGGGGCAUUAUUGAUUUGGGUAUAUCUGAGAAUGCUAGUGUGGCUGAGGCUUUAAGACGGAGAAGAAGAAGAAGAAGCCAUCGGCUGAGCAUUUUAAAUGAAGUGGAAGAGGAGCUAAAUGCAAUUCGCCUUAUUGCAAAUCAGGAAGAGGAUAUUGCAAUGUGGAAACAAGCAGACGACAGAUUUGUCUCUACUUUCUCCACUAAGAGAACUUGGGAGCAGAUACGAGGAAACCACCAACCAUGCACCUGGAGCAAAGGCGUCUGGUUCUCUCAGUCCACUCCAAAAUACUCUUUCUUACUUUGGACUGCUAUUAGGGGAAGGCUUCAAACACUUGAUCGUAUGCAACAGUGGUGUGAUGGGCUUAAUACCACUUGUGUUCUAUGCAAUGUCGCUCAAGAGUCCUGCGCCCAUCUCUUCUUUGAGUGUCACUACUCAGAGCAGGUGUGGAAAAAGCUUGUGGGGGGUAUCAUGCGAGACAGAUACACCGCAGAUUGGAAUGACCUUAUUGGAAUUAUAGCAAAUCCCGGCUACAAUCCAACUGAGACCUUUCUCUUUAGGUAUAGCUUGCAAGCAACUGUGCAUACGAUUUGGAGGGAGAGAAACUCGCGUAGGCAUGGUGAGGAGUCACAUGAUGUGGCAGUUUUGGUCAAGUUCAUUGACAAGGCAAUCAGGCUGAAGCUACUUGCAGUUAAAGGCAAAGGGCAUAAAUAUCUUGAAGAGGGUCUCAUGGCUUGGUUUGGAUCACGAGAAGGCUGA